AAGAAGACGGGCAAUAAACGACAUUGGUUAAGCGAAACAGGAAUUUUGUGGUUAAAUAGGAAGCCUGAAACAUUUAGCAUAUCUCGGUGGACUUCUACUAAGACUCUAAAAAUUUUACUGGAAGAGCGUUGAAAAGCUUGCCAGGGCGAACACGUAUUUGGCUGAGCUACGGCCGGGGUUAAGUUGUAAGCAUGCCCCAAACAAGCGAGAACGAAUCGGGUCAGGAGGGAGUGAUGGGCCUAGAGGAACCAAAGAAAAUGACCCGAGAGGACUGGAGGAAGAAGAAAGAGCUUGAAGAGCAGCGAAAACUGGGAAAUGCCCCUGCUGAAGUUGAUGAGGAGGGAAAAGAUAUCAAUCCUCACAUUCCACAGUACAUUUCAUCUGUUCCUUGGUAUAUCGAUCCAUCCAAGAGACCUACUCUCAAACACCAGAGGCCCCAGGAGGAGAAGCAAAAGUCCUUUUCAGCAAUUGGGGAGUGGUAUAAGAGAGGGGUUCCAGAGGGUUCUGUCAGCACAAAAUACCGAAAGGGAGCUUGUGAGAAUUGUGGUGCCAUGACACAUAAGAGUAAAGGCUGCCUUGAGCGACCGAGAAAGGUUGGGGCCAAGUUUUCAGGAACGGGCAUUGCUCCAGAUGAGCACAGUCAAGUCCAGCUGUCAUUAGAUUAUGAUGGGAAGAGAGAUCGCUGGAACGGCUAUGAUCCAGAUGAUCAUAUGCGCAUUGUGGAAGAGUAUGCUAAAGUUGACUUGGCUAAGCGAACAUUAAAAGCUCAGAAGCUACAGGAGGAGUUGGCCUCUGGAAAACUAAUGGAUCAGGCUAAUUCCCGAAAACAUUUGGGAGAUAAUGAACAUGGAUCUCAGGAGCGAGAUCACAGUGAAGAUGAAGAUGAAGAUAAAUAUGCAGAUGAUAUUGACAUGCCAGGACAGAACUUUGACUCUAAGAGACGGAUUACAGUCAGAAAUCUGAGGAUAAGAGAGGAUAUUGCAAAGUAUUUGAGAAAUCUGGAUCCAAACUCAGCGUACUACGACCCCAAGACUAGAGCCAUGAGAGAGAACCCAUAUUCAAACACUGGCAAGAAUCCAGAGGAGGUGGGCUAUGCCGGAGACAACUUUGUGCGAUAUUCUGGCGAUACUAUUACCAUGGCCCAAACACAGUUGUUUGCCUGGGAAGCUUAUGAAAAAGGCUCAGAGGUCCACUUACAGGCAGACCCCACCAAACUGGAGCUUUUGCACCGCUCUUUCAAGGUCAAGAAGGAAGACUUUAAAGAGAAGCAGAAAGAGAGCAUUCUGGACAAGUAUGGGGGUGAAGAGCAUUUGCAUGCGCCACCUCGAGAGCUGCUGUUAGCUCAGACAGAGGAGUAUGUGGAGUACUCUCGCCAUGGUGCUGUGCUGAAGGGGCAGGAGAAGGCAGUGGCCCGCUCUAAAUAUGAGGAGGAUGUGCUCAUGAACAACCACACAAGUAUUUGGGGCUCCUACUGGAAAGAUGGUAUUUGGGGCUACAAAUGCUGUCACUCACUGGUCAAGCAGAGUUACUGCACUGGAGAAGCUGGAAAGAAAACAGCGAGUAAUUCCUCUUGCCUUUUGUUUGAGGAUGGGCUGAUGGCAAAACAGGAAGAAGAGGAGCCAAAAACUCUAUUAGAGAUGCACCAAGAGAAAAUGAAAGAGAAGAAAAAGAAAAAUAAGAAGCACAAGAAGAAAAACUCUGACAGUAGUGAUGAGGAAAUAGAGGCCAAAAAGAAAGAGAAGCUGAAAAAGGCGUUGAGUGCGGAGGACCAAAGACUGAAGCAGGUGGCCCAGCUGAUGGAGAUGGAUGAAAGGAAACGGCCAUACAACAGCCUGAAGGAGGUCCGGGAACCUACAGAGGAGGAAAUGGAGGCCUUCCGCAUGAAACGCAGCCGCCCUGAUGACCCUAUGGCCUCAUUUCUGGGCCAGUGAACGUGUUCUUAAGUCUAUAAUGUAUUUGUCUGGCCGUCGUGUCUGUAACAAACCCCAGCAAACAGUGUCAGUACCCCCACUUUAUCCACAGUGUAUAUACCCCAGCUUUACCCACAGUGUCUUUACCCCCACUUUAUCCACAUGCCAUUACUGAACAUUUGUGUAGGUUUACGUAUGUACACGGCAACCUAAUACACAUGUCCGCCAUAGCCUGGGGCAGUGAGACAGUGAAAGCACAGCAGAUUACGAUUAGCAAGUUUUAUAUGUUAACAUUUUUAUUCGCUUAUGCUCAGCUAUGGGUAGCUCUCUCUUAAGAGGUAUAAACAGCUUUUGUAACUGCCAUCAUUUUAAACUCAUUGACCCCAGUGCUUUGGUAAUUUGUCAUUAUUUUUUACAUAAUCGAGCGUGGAAAAACUCAAAAUACAAAAAUACAAAG
Messenger RNA from Chanos chanos (milkfish), 2367 nucleotides. It is a transcript of the gene slu7, whose product is annotated as SLU7 homolog, splicing factor. Gene Ontology annotation, biological process: mRNA splicing, via spliceosome. The record is from RefSeq and is a predicted model, not a curated record. Gene Ontology annotation, molecular function: pre-mRNA 3'-splice site binding. NCBI's taxonomy places the organism in Eukaryota, Metazoa, Chordata, Actinopteri, Gonorynchiformes, Chanidae. The coding region runs from base 192 to 1931 and encodes 579 amino acids. Gene Ontology annotation, cellular component: spliceosomal complex. The transcript is spliced from 16 exons.